Messenger RNA from Photinus pyralis (common eastern firefly), 1731 nucleotides. RefSeq names its product serine/threonine-protein kinase RIO1 (gene RIOK1). Gene Ontology annotation, biological process: maturation of SSU-rRNA. Bases 85 to 1674 code for a protein of 529 amino acids. Gene Ontology annotation, cellular component: preribosome, small subunit precursor; cytosol. The record is from RefSeq and is a predicted model, not a curated record. Gene Ontology annotation, molecular function: protein serine/threonine kinase activity; ATP binding. Lineage: Eukaryota; Metazoa; Arthropoda; Insecta; Coleoptera; Lampyridae. The transcript has a single exon.
UUUGAUUUUGUAUGAUACAUAACCUAAAAAUAUCACAUGUAGUUUUGUGAGUAAUUUUUAAUUGUUCUCUUUGCAUUUGUGAAAAUGGUAGAGACUGGCAUAAUAUUGACUGAAGACGAGCUUUACUGCGAUGUUGAGGAUUUGAACGUAGAUAAUUUAACUUUAAAUGAAGUAGCUCUUGGAAAUGAAGAUGAAUUAUAUAGUGAAGAUUCAGAGGACUACUACGAUGACUACUUCGAAGAUGAAAAUUAUGGGCCCACAAAUGCGACACGCCACAUCAGCCAGAAUUCUCAAUCGGCAUCGAGUAAAAUCGAAAGUUACCAACCUACCAACAAUCUGCUUCGUAAAUUCACGAACAAGAUCAAUGUCGAGAAGUACGAAGGACCCGCUUUGCCCAACCACGCCGCGAACCGGCUAAUCGAAAAGCAGCGCCAAAACGAAAACGAACGAAUUCGAUUAAAGGACAAGCAUGAUCGCGCCACCGCCGAACAAGUCAUGGAUCCGCGCACUCGAAUGAUCCUAUUCAAAUUGCUCAGCAGGAAUAUGAUAACUGAAAUUAACGGCUGUAUAUCAACAGGAAAAGAAGCGAAUGUCUACCAUGCGACUUUAAAAAAUGGGAUCGAUUGCGCCAUUAAGAUCUAUAAAACUUCGAUAUUAGUGUUUAAAGAUCGCGAUAAGUAUGUGAGUGGUGAAUUUCGCUUCCGAAAUGGUUACUGUCGGCACAAUCCCAGAAAGAUGGUACGCACUUGGGCUGAAAAAGAAAUGAGGAACUUGACAAGAAUGUUUAAUAAUGGUUUAAAAGUACCCGAACCAAUUUUACUACGUUCUCAUGUACUUUUAAUGGGAUUUAUUGGGGAAAAUGGGUGGCCGGCUCCCAAACUUAAAGAUGUAGAGCUAAACACGUCAAAGGCUCGCAAAGUGUACAGAGAAGUUGUCCUUUUAAUGUGGAAAAUGUAUAACAAAUGUAAAUUGGUACACGCCGACUUGUCCGAAUUUAAUAUGUUGUACAAAAACGGAGAGACUUUCAUUAUUGAUGUUUCUCAAUCAGUAGAGCAUGACCACCCUCGCGCAUUGGACUUCUUACGUAAGGAUUGCACUAACGUCACAGAAUUCUUCCGGAAAAAGGAAGUUGCAACGAUGGGUAUCAAGGAGUUAUUUGACUUUAUCACCGACCCCACAGUAACAGACGACAAUAUCGAAGAGUGCCUCGAUAAAUUAUCGGAAAACGCAGCUUUAAGACCAGAAAUCACAUCAGAAGAAAAGAUCGACGAGGAAGUAUUUAAAAACGCUUACAUACCAAAACGGUUAACGGAAGUAAUCGAUUUUGAAAGAGACAUCACGCAGGCGAAGUCCGGUAUGGCCAACGAUUUGGUGUACAAAACUUUGGUCGGUUUAAAAGGCGAUUUAAGUGGGACCGUACAAAAACCCGAAAUUUUAGAUGAUGUCAAUGAAGACGAGGGAAGUGAGGAGGAGAGUUCGAAUUCUGCUGGUACAGAGGAAGACUCAGAAGAUGAAAGUAGUAAGUUUGUCGAUUCGUCACGACCCAAACAUGAAACGGUAGAUGAAAAGAAGCUUAGGAAAAAGGCGGUUAAAGAGGUACAAUCCGAGAAAAGAAAACAGAAGAUUAAGAAGCAUGUGAAAAAAAGGAAAGAAAGAUUAGGGAAAAAGAAAUAAGUUAUUGUAUUUCUGUUUAUGAAAAAUAAAUGCUUUUGUUACAUUUUCCCUAGGGAA